UGUGAAUAGCAUAUUGUUGCGGAAUGAAGAUCGAGCAACUCCUCCACCCGACUACAGGUAUUGUUCCCGACGCAAGUCCAGGGGAAUUCGCCCACCAGCAAAACAAGUCCGGCAACAAGUCCGACUGCGGCAGGAACCCACCCAAACACUACGUUAAGCGCGCCAACGUCAACGCCGCACUGCUUGCGCUCGCCAACGGCCUGGAGUACUCAGUGACGACGUUCAACCGCAGGACCAAGGAACAUGAGGUUAUUUCGGUGUCACCGGGAGCCGGAUGCAUCCGGCUGAUGAACUACCUUGCCCCUACGCUCGGUCACGAUCGCGUACCCACAGACGCUCACGCGUCCGCCAUCCAAACACCAGCGCAGUUGAAAGGACAAUUUCCGGGUUCGGCGGUCUGGUCGGCACACCUGUUCAAGGAAGACGGCGUGCCGAACGUCAACGGUUCAUGGAGUGCUCGCAUUUCUUCGGGAAACUUCCGCCCAGACGAGGCAGCAUUGAUCCGCGGUUACCAACGGUACUUCGGAUGCGGGGGGGGUGAUGGGGGGUGCGGCAAUGUUCGGUGCCCCUACUGCUGGGAUGAGUCUACUUCCCUAGAAUCUACCCUGAUAGAGUGCUCGAGAUACAUGCGCGUGCCGCAGGUAGCUAGCUGUGGCGUGGGACGUUUGAGGGGUGGCGACGCCAAGGCUGCCGCGCGAGUUGGGCCGCGUGACGACUGGGCACUAGGACAGGGGCAGGGAAACGAUGUUGAAAUAUUCAACAAACCACCUCCGACCGGUGACGACGUUUCGCCAUCCGUAGAUGACUUGACAAUGAGCAAGAUCAUCUACUUCUUCGACCAUAAAGGAAACAAGAACUCCUUCAGCGGCGAGCCACGGCCGUCCACGUGGUGGGUGCUCGCGUACGACUAUGUCGGGAUCGGCAAUGGGAACGAGCGGGUGCCCGAUUCUGUCACCCGACACCCGACGUUGUCACUGCAAGGGCGGGGCCGUCCUAAGGUUUACCCGGUGCAAGCCAUCAGGCGGCAGGUGCACAUGUAUCACCAAUGCCCUCAGCACAGCGAUGUUGGAUCGAGUACGUCGCAAAUUUGCGGAGAAUCCCAGGGGCCGUACAGUGGUGGCAGGGACCGUGUCUGGCACCACAGGUUUCGGCUAGCAUUGCCGGGAUCACGAAACGGCUACGACAGGUACCUCCUGAACGAAGUGCACCACAGCACCAACCAAGACACGUUUGUCUGAACGCGCGAAGGCUGGUUUCUCGGAGGAAUGGAUAAUCUAAGAGAUAGAGAGCGCGCCAUGGACAACAGUUUCGUGGAGAUUUGUCUACGCCACUGCGUGUGUGUCUGUACGCCGGUGUUCGCCAGCUACGAGAGAGGGCGGAGAUGGGGAUGGCAAUGGAGAGAGGCUAACGACGCAACCUUCAGACCGCACUUGUGUUGAGGGUUAGCGGGGUCAAGAAGAGGGGGGCGGCUACGGAUGGUGGGGCUUGGGUGCCUCGUGGAGUUUGUAGACGCGGGUUCGAGUCCGGGCAGCGCCGUCUUUUUUUUCCAUCUGUUCCUUAAUUUUUUAUUUUGUUUGCUGUUCCCGCCUUCGAUCAUGUUGUAAAUCGGUAAUUUUCGAUUAAACUUUUCCCCCCACGUUGGCCGACACACUCGUCAACCACGAAAAAGGCUCGAGUCAUGAAAUGGGUGCAUUUAGACACAAUACACCCGAAGUACGCGUACCGUUGUACGGCAUAAGAAUAAAAUCUGCGCGGCGGGAGGCUCAUGUUAUAUAUCGUACACACAG
Molecule: messenger RNA, 1787 nt
Organism: Ectocarpus sp. CCAP 1310/34
Lineage: Eukaryota; Phaeophyceae; Ectocarpales; Ectocarpaceae
Source: the annotation of a GenBank genome assembly